Molecule: messenger RNA, 2349 nt
Organism: Kockovaella imperatae
Lineage: Eukaryota; Fungi; Basidiomycota; Tremellomycetes; Tremellales; Cuniculitremaceae
Product: chondroitin AC/alginate lyase
Exons: 9
Coding region: 1-2349 (782 amino acids)
Biological process (GO): carbohydrate metabolic process
Cellular component (GO): extracellular region
Molecular function (GO): lyase activity; carbohydrate binding
Source: RefSeq, a predicted model, not a curated record
AUGAAGCUGGGAGCCUCCUCCAGCGCCGCAUCGUCGACACGACUCAAAUCCUCGGCGGCAAAUUCUGCUUCUAGCAAGCUAGCGCUCAUUCUUCAGCGUCGACAGUAUGAUCUCGCUCAGUUUCCUACGCCUCAAUGGGUAGAAAGCAUACAGACGUAUUUGGACACUCAGAAAACGGAUGGUACCUGGCCAGAUGUCAAUUACGCUUCGGGAUGUACGGCUCAACGAGCCAACUGGCCGAUCCAGCUGCACUGGGACAGGUUGAUCACACUUGCAGCGGCAUGGACAGGACUCAACCCGGCCAUCCCCUCCAACUGGACUCAUGAUACCGCUUUACUCUCAGCGACUCAAAAGGGAAUGGACUGGUGGUUUGAAAACGACUACAAUUCGACAGACUGUAUUGGCGCUGGAGGUUCUGGUUCUUGUCCCUGUGGUACGCCGGGACUAUGGAAUACCAACUGGUUCGAUCAGGUCAUCUUGAUCCCCCAGUUGAUGAGCACUACAUGUCUUUUGAUGCAGGAUCAAUUGACCGAUUUCGAGCUGGACGGAUGUAUACGCAUUGUAAGCAGGCCAUACGACAGGUCCAAUGGAUCCAUAGCCGGUGUAGGUGUACUGACGGGUGCCAACCUCAUCAACGUGAUGCAAAAUUCAGUCUCUCUGGGCUUGUACAGCAAUAAUGCCAGUAUCAUCGACGAUGCAUUCAAUCGAGCGUUCGGAAGUGUGACUUUCUCCAAUGCCCAAGCGGAGGACGGGAUUCAUCAAGACGGUUCCUUCCUGCAGCACAAGGGAAUUCUGUACAAUGGCAACUACGGCAAGGAUCUGAUCAACGCCUUUGUUCAACUCGAAGGCGAAGCCAAGGGGACUUCUUACGCUGCCAAUGACUCCACCCGAGCGGCAUUUGCAACCGACAUCCGUGGCAGUGAAUGGAUGAUAUUUGUUGACAACAGCACAGGUAGACAGCUGUGGGACUUUAACGUUGUUGGGCGGUUCGUGGCCUUCCCUUCCUCUGACAAUCAGGCAAACUCCGACAUCAAUUUCAACGUUUCGAAACUCGCCAACGCAGUCUCCGACUUUGAGGAACCCUACAGCCUGAACGAUACGAUAACGAGAUUGGAGUCCAACGGGACGGAAAAGCUUAAUGGGAACAAGGCAUUCUGGGCCAGUGACUACAUGGUCCAUCGACGGGAUGGUUUUGCUCUAGGGAAUAAGAUGUUGUCGAACAGGUCGAGGAACACAGAGUAUACGAACGGUGCCAAUCCGUAUGGCUUCCAUUUGGGUCAAGGGACUCUAUUCACCUAUAUCAGUGGAGAAGAAUACCUCGAUAUCAUGGACGCCUGGGAUUGGAACCUGAUACCUGGGACGACGGCAUUACUCAACUUUCCGACACUUGGACCGGAGAACGUGGACCAAUCUGGCAAACGAGAUUGGGUCGGAGUAGUCUCAGAUGGCUGGGUUGGGACAGCCGUAGAGGAUUAUUUGGACCCUUAUGAUGGAAGCGUGGCGUAUAAGAAGAUGUGGUUUUACCUAGACGACUGUGUCGUCAUCGUGACCACUGACAUACAGAUGAAACCUAAUGCCUCGUCAAUCGUGCCAUCCGAUACACCCCUCAUCACGGUCCUGAAUAACCAAAAGGCGACCGCUGGCGGCGUAUGGAUUGACGGUCAACAAGUGGAACCUGAUCCUUCGGGUACAUCGUACAACGGCACCACUCUAUAUUAUAGCAAUAACGGUUAUAUCGCCCUUGGGAACGACACCUUGUCUCUCGUCGUGGCGGAAGGCAAUAGGACUGGCAAUUGGUCUGCCAUCUCCACGUCGACACUGGGCAACACGACGGUGCCCAUUUUCUCAGCUUAUACCAUCGUCCCGACUACGAAGACCUCAUCUUAUGCCCUGUACCCCGCCACAUCGCCCGAUGUCCUACAGUAUGCGGCGGAGUAUCAACCGUACACCGUCAUCGAUAAUGCAGACGGAAUCAUUGGCGUAGCCGGCAUCGAACGUCUUUCAUUGGUCUUUUGGCCAGGCUCAGCCGGGAACACGACGUUGGAUCUUGGGCUCAUCGGAUGGGCAGACCAAGGCCAGAUCCAGAUCGCUUCGUCUCAACCUGGCGCCUACCUCUUCGCCACAGGAGCCAAUGAUGACGACACAUAUCUAGUGGUGACCGUGGCUGAUCCUAGUCAGUCCUUGGAGAGCAUCGAGUUCAGUAUAUCAAGCCAAGCCUUGUCCGUGCAGUGCACGCUAGAUGCCUGGUAUGGGUGUCAGUCCACGCCAGGUGGCGUCGCUGUGAACGUGACAUUGCCCAGUCGGGGGCGCGUCGGCUCGUCCACUUUCGUCCAGCUUAACUUGCUUUGA